Molecule: messenger RNA, 1226 nt
Organism: Fomitopsis serialis
Lineage: Eukaryota; Fungi; Basidiomycota; Agaricomycetes; Polyporales; Fomitopsidaceae
Product: P-loop containing nucleoside triphosphate hydrolase protein
Exons: 3
Biological process (GO): resolution of mitotic recombination intermediates; double-strand break repair via synthesis-dependent strand annealing; t-circle formation
Cellular component (GO): Rad51C-XRCC3 complex; replication fork
Molecular function (GO): ATP binding; ATP-dependent DNA damage sensor activity; four-way junction DNA binding
Source: RefSeq, a predicted model, not a curated record
CGAAGCGACUGAAGAGGGUUUGGACCAGAGGCGUCUCCUUACAAGCAUUGGACGCCUCGUUGAGUGAUGGGAUUUGGUGAGAGUUCAUGGAGUUCCAGGCAGUCUCGUCCAUCGCUGCACUUUCCAGCCAACAACUGGGCGUAUUGAAACAAGGUGGCAUUGUGAAUGUAGCAGACCUGCUGCUCGCGUCUCCUUUUGAUGUCGCCAGGAAAGCUCGGGUGUCCGUAAAAGACGUUGAGGAAAUCUUGGACACGGUCUGCCAUGCAUUGGCGAAACAGCCUCGCGCUCUAGAGGAUGUCCAACGUGAAGGGGAUGAAAAGUUUACUACUGGAGAUGAACGACUAGAUGAGGCUCUCGGUGGUGGCGUUCGGAUGGGGAUGCUCUGGGAAGUCGUUGGCGAGAGCGCUGCUGGUAAAACACAACUCGCUCUCCAGCUAUCUUUGAUGGUCCAGCUCCCUCCUAGGCUAGGAGGCAUCGCGGGCUCUACGUGCUACGUGACGGUCACGACUCUCCUCCCUACGUCUCGCCUUAUAGACAUAAGGGACAACCACCCACUCCUCUCGCCUUCUCUAUGUGAUCUAUCGGACGUACACACCAUCAAAGCCCCCGGGAUCCCUAUUCUCCUUCACGUACUUUCCAGACGUCUGCCGGACCUCCUGGACCAGCUGUUAUCUCAGCGCGACCGCAAGCCGGUGAAGCUGCUCGUUAUCGACGCGCUGACCGAGCUGUUCCACUCGCACGACCGGGUCUCGAAGGACACGCUCUUCCAGCGGUCCAAGGACCUCACCAAGAUCUCGGCGCUCCUGCACGGCAUCGCGAGCAAGUACCAGAUCGCCGUGCUGGUCCUGAACGAGGUCGUGGACGUGUUCGAGCAAAGCGCCGACGCGGACAUGGGCAGGCCGGACGAGGUGCUCUACCGCGAGCAGUCGCGGUUGUUCAGCAGGGCGGACUACGUACCCGGCGGCAGCCGCAAGGAGGCGAGCUUGGGCCUCGUCUGGGCCAACCAGAUCAACGUGAGAGUGAUGCUCAGCCGUACAGAGCGGAUGCGUGUCCUCGACGAGGACGACUCUCGGGCAGCGAAGCGUCCGCGGCUCGAAAGGCCGCAGGCCACCGUCGCCCAGCCCAUCCGCGUCAGGCGGCUGAACGUCAUUUUCAGCUCUGUCGGUCCUCCGGCGGCUCUCGACUACGUCGUGCGCAAGGAGGGUAUAACCACGCUGCCUGAAGAC